This is a messenger RNA of Caenorhabditis angaria, 846 nucleotides long. The record is from the annotation of a GenBank genome assembly. NCBI's taxonomy places the organism in Eukaryota, Metazoa, Nematoda, Chromadorea, Rhabditida, Rhabditidae.
AUGUCGAAUAUUUCGAUUUUGGUUUAUGAAAGAGAAUUUAAUUUGAAAAAAUGGUUUAUUUAUUGGAUACCGAAAAACCGAAUUUUAGGUGGGAUUUUUUUAUUUUUGAAAAUGAAAACUUAUAAUUUCAGGAGUCAAAGACUCGAAAAAUAUUGCCUAUGAAAAAAUAGUUCCAAUUCAAACUCGUAUGGAUUUGAUGAAAGUUUCAAAAACAUUAGUCGAAGAAACAUGGAGGUAUUUUUGAAAAAUUCUUUCAAUUUUUGGAAAUCUCAAAGUUUCAGUGAUAUAUUCGCUCAAUCUGCUUUACAUAUCGAUCAAAUUUCGGAAAAAGAACUCGUUUUGACAUUUGCUCUUCAAAGAAAUAUAACAUUGGAAAGAUGUGAAGAAAUAUCGGGACAAUUUGAUGAAUUGUUAUAUCAAGAAUAUACGGUGAGGAGUUUUUGGAGCAAAAGGUUUUUUUUUAAAUAAAUGAAUCUGAAUGAAAAAAAUAGUGGGUCUUUCGGUAAAAAAAAUUAGUUUCAUGUUUUUGAUGAGUCCAAAAAUAUUGAUUCUAUUUAAUUUAGAAAAGCAACGCACUUUGAAAAAAUAAAACUUUUUCACUGCCAUUUUUUUUGAAAGAAAGUGAUUCAUAGCCCAACUUCAAAUUCCUAUUUUCAGCGUCUCAAAACAAUUCUAAAUUGUUCUCCAAAACCAGAAUCGACUAGAAAACGAACAUCUUCAAAAAUCGAGGAAUCGACAGAUUCCAAAUCCGGAAUCAAAAAUGUUCCAAAUAUUGCACCACUUCGAAAAAGAACUUCAAAAAUAAUCAGUAAACCAACUGGUCCAACUUUUGAAUAUGACGAAUAA